Toxoplasma gondii ME49 is the source of this 477-nucleotide messenger RNA. RefSeq lists its product as hypothetical. The transcript has 2 exons. NCBI's taxonomy places the organism in Eukaryota, Apicomplexa, Conoidasida, Eucoccidiorida, Sarcocystidae. The record is from RefSeq and is a predicted model, not a curated record. The coding region runs from base 1 to 477 and encodes 158 amino acids.
AUGUAUUUUUUCCGAUUGCGCAGAAAGCAACGAAACGAGAGGCAGAGACCCUGGAGGAGACUCGGGAAAGGCCCUUUCAAAAGGAGACAGACAAUCGAUGAAGAAGAAGCCGAGACUACUGUCUGUCGCAAAACGAAACACUCCAAAGUCCCCCUGGUCCGGGCAAAGAUGCCUCAUUCGCGCUCUCCCAACCCCAGACACGCAACCCGGCCGGGGGCUCGCUGUAAAAGAAAAGAGGAUUCUUCGGAAAUGUCCAACCCGGCAGACAAUUUGGGUAUUUCGUUUGUUAUUCGCUUCGAGCCUGCCCGGAGCUUGUUUUUCCUUCACAGGUUUGAGAAGCGGUUACCAGUGUUUCAGUUUGUUCCACGCACCUCCCCGUUAGAAACGCGACGCGAUAUCCGAGAAACGACGAAAAAAGAAACAGAAGAUACGCCUUUCAGCCAUAAGUGUGUAUCCGGAUGUUGCAUAGUCUCGUAG